Syngnathus acus (greater pipefish) is the source of this 2277-nucleotide messenger RNA. RefSeq names its product SET domain bifurcated histone lysine methyltransferase 2 (gene setdb2). Gene Ontology annotation, biological process: negative regulation of gene expression; heterochromatin organization. The record is from RefSeq and is a predicted model, not a curated record. Gene Ontology annotation, cellular component: nucleus. Bases 284 to 2053 code for a protein of 589 amino acids. Gene Ontology annotation, molecular function: protein binding; DNA binding; histone H3K9 methyltransferase activity. Lineage: Eukaryota; Metazoa; Chordata; Actinopteri; Syngnathiformes; Syngnathidae. The transcript is spliced from 10 exons.
GUCACUUACGGUGGCCGGCCGGCCGGCGUAUUGAGCUUGUUGAAGAAACACAACAUUACGUCUGAGUCAUUUGGGCUGAAUUUAUUAAUGCAGAGAAACAAAUUACGUCGAAGCUAAGACAAACAAUAUCAGCUUCAAGGCUAUUUUAUUAGACGUCGUCUUUUGUAAUUGGUUUUUUUCUUUUUUGCUAAUGCGACUAAGUCAAAAUGCGGCUGCUAGCUUAGCGGUCCAUCAGAUCGACUAAUACUUCAAAAUAACACUUAAAUGUUUCGCUUUGAUUAAAAUGGAAGAUUCCUUCGACCAUCGAGACGCUGAUCGAGCCAAAGCUUUUUGGGACAAAGAGAACGUGGAUCAGGUGUUUAGUAUAAUAUUCAAGAAGCUGGAUCACCUGAAGGAAGUCCUGAGAGCCAACACGGCAACCGACAAAGAACGGGUUCAAGCUUUGAAGCUAUUCGACUGUCUUGAGUGGACGGUUCUGUCUCCGCUGGGCAACUCUCCGGUGGUUCAGUUGGUCGUUGGUCCAGAUAAAGAGCAUGAGCGCCGCAGCUCCACACCCACAUCUCCUCCAUCUGCCUUCGAAGAUCAACUGCCUCCUCUGCUGCCCAUUCAGCCUCCCUACAAGCUGCACGUGUGCAGCAAGAUGUGCCUGCCUUCUUUACAAGGCACACUUCGGGCCAAACUGCCAUAUUGGACUCAGAACCCGCUCAAGGUACCGCUGCUGUGCGGGUUCAAGAGGAUGGUGGCCAGGCCACUGAUGUCAUCCAAUGAGGACGGGCCCAUCGACGAUCAUUGGAAAGAUGAGGAGGAAGAUGAAAGCCACUGGGACGUUAUUUACAAAGCCCCCUGUGGACACAGCCUCCGUAACUAUGCCGACGUGAUACGCUUCCUGUUGGCCAGUAAAAGCUCUGAUGUAUUCCAGCUGGACAAUUUCUCCUUCAACAUGGCGGUGCAGUUGGACCCUCCCAUAGUCCUUGGCAGCCAUCCCCCAGAGAUAGACCUGAGUCGCGGGGCCGAGCCGACCCCAGUGGAGCUUUGCGUGGCCGCCGAUGACUCCCGGCCCCCUGAAUUCCGCUACAGGAAGGAGCGCUGGCCGCAUGGCUGCUUCCUGACCCGACGUCCCGUAUUUGACGCGUGUUGCGACUGUACAGAUGGAUGCUUGGACGAACAACGCUGCGACUGCAUCGCCAUGACGGGAUCAGGAAACCACUACAACUAUCAGAGACUCUCCCACCCUGUGCCGUCCGGGUUGUUUGAGUGCGGGCCGUGGUGCAGCUGCGACCGGGCUCGUUGUCAGAAUCGAGUCAUCCAGAGAGGAAUCCGAGUCCGUCUUCAAGUCUUCUGGACGGAGCGUUGUGGCUGGGGUGUGCGCUGCUGUGACGACUUGGACGUGGGCACGUUUGUGUGCAUCUAUGCAGGCGUGAUCCUGCAGAGAGUCCAGCGACCCAUUGAGCCUCCGCCACUGAAGCUGAGCAGAAUGGACCUGCCGUCCGAUGACGAGGUGGAGUUGGUCACCGAGUGGCUGGCACCCCCAGUACUGGAGGCAAACGACUUGCUGGAAAACGCCGACCCCUCGACUUCGCCGCCGCUGCACGUCGCAGUCAUCCAGAGACCCGCCGAGGCCAACGCAAAUCAGAGCAAAGACAAGGCGAAGAAAGCUUUGACGUCACCAAACAACGCCGAUGGGCACGGCAGCAAAAGGAGAUUGAAGAUGGCGGGAAAGUCGGAGGACGUUUAUUUGCUGGAUGCCAGAAAGGAAGGAAACGUGAGCCGCUUCCUCAACCAUAGUUGCCAGCCCAAUCUUUUUAUUCAGAACGUCUUCACUGACUCACAUGACCCCAACUUCCCCAUCGUCGCCUUCUUCACCAACAGGAUGGUGAAGGCAGGCACCGAACUGACGUGGAAUUAUUCUUCCGACGCAUACACGAUGUCGCUGGGUCGACAACAUGAAGUGGCGUGCGUGUGCGGCGCUGACGGCUGCCUGGGCCAAUUCCUGGAGGAGAACCUUUGUAAAACAUGUGAGCUUGGAGUUUCGGACACUAUGGAGGAGACGUGAGCGCCUUGAACCCUUUUCCACUUUUUUACAUGUUGCUUAAUAAAAUGAAAAAAAGAGGUGACAUUCUGCACCCUGUAUUAAUAGAAAUAGGUGGAACCUUUCGUCAACUAAGGAAAGAAAUUGUUCCGCCACUGGCAUAGAGGCAUGUCCAAAAGUAGAUUUGAGUCGUUAAUACGGAAAUUUGCGACAGAAAAAGGAAAAUUCAAUAAUUGUCUCACAGCGUG